Molecule: messenger RNA, 1188 nt
Organism: Cynara cardunculus var. scolymus (artichoke)
Lineage: Eukaryota; Viridiplantae; Streptophyta; Magnoliopsida; Asterales; Asteraceae
Product: guanylate kinase 2, chloroplastic/mitochondrial
Exons: 1
Coding region: 151-1020 (289 amino acids)
Biological process (GO): purine nucleotide metabolic process
Cellular component (GO): cytosol
Molecular function (GO): GMP kinase activity
Source: RefSeq, a predicted model, not a curated record
UUUCUCUCGAGAGCCCCCCGUUUCGCCGUCGUCUUUCUCUGCCCACAGCUUCAAUCCAAGAUCCUACAAUUUUCCAAUAAACCCUCUUUCAGCACCCUAAAUUCCGAACCCCACUUAUAUAUUCCCGAUAUAAAACCCCCUUUUGAUUCGAUGCUAAGUCGAAGGUUUUGUGCAUCUAUCUCCUAUCUCAAUCUCAACCCUCUUCUUUUUACCAAAAAACCUACAAAUCCUCUCCUCGUAAUCAACCAAUUCCCUUCACGAAUCCCAAAUUCUCAAACCCCCAAGUUAAUUUCUGGUAUGGGCGAAUCCCGGAGACUCGCCGCCGUCCCAAUUCCGUCGGUGGAAACCGCCGACCGGACCGAGUUGUAUCGCGCCCUGGAAACAUCUGUGGGUUCAUCAUUCAGUUCAGAGCCAUUGGCUCCAAAGCCAAGGCCUUUGAUCAUAGUGAUUAGUGGUCCUAGUGGUGUGGGCAAAGACUGUUUGAUAAAAAGACUGAGAGAAGUUAGGGAAAGCAUUCACUUUGUUGUGACAGCCACAAGUAGGCCAAUGAGGGCAGGUGAAGUGAAUGGGAAAGAUUACUUUUUUAUGAGUAAAGAAGAGUUUUUAGGAAUGGUGGAAAAUGAUGAGCUUUUAGAGUAUGCAUUGGUGUAUGGAGAUUACAAAGGGAUACCAAAACAACAGAUUAGAGAUUAUAUGGCAAAAGGGUAUGAUAUUGUGUUGAGAGUAGAUAUACAGGGUGCAGCUACAUUGAGAAAGAUUCUUGGGGAUUCUGCGGUUUUCGUGUUUCUUGUGGCGGAGAGCGAGAGCGAGUUGGUGAUGAGGCUGAUUGAUCGGAAAACGGAGAGUAAGGAGGCGUUGUUGGUGAGGGUUGCCACAGCUAGAGAAGAGUUGAAGCAGAUGAAGAAUUUCGAUUAUGUGGUUGUGAAUGCUGAAGGGAAGUUAGAGAGUUGUGUUAAGACGAUGGAAUCGAUCAUAGAUGCAGAGAAAGCUAAAGUUUCGCAAAGGAGAGCGAUGGUUUAGUCGGGAUGGUAAUGUAUGUUUUUUGCAGCUUUUAUUCACAUAUGAUGUUUGGUUGAUUAGUUAAGCGAAUGCUUGUUGAAAGUUUGAUGCAAAAUUUGGUUCUUUUUACGUGUUCAAUUGAUUCUAAAUCGUAGAAAAAGCCAUGGAUUGUGUCUUGCUUUCUGAACA